Adelges cooleyi (spruce gall adelgid) is the source of this 2980-nucleotide messenger RNA. Its product is annotated as GATOR complex protein WDR24-like. The transcript has 14 exons. Bases 226 to 2736 code for a protein of 836 amino acids. Lineage: Eukaryota; Metazoa; Arthropoda; Insecta; Hemiptera; Adelgidae. The record is from RefSeq and is a predicted model, not a curated record.
UAGGCGACGAUUUUUUAUUUAAUAACGUGUUGUGUGAUUUUGAGUAGUGAGUACUAUUGCGUUGUGAUUUUUUUGGUUUGAUGAUUAUUUCUUUAGGUUUCGGGAUUAACUCUAUGUUUUAUCCCAAUUGAUAAUUAUUGGUUUUCAACUUUUAAAGUUUAUAUUGAACAAGUACGUUACUAAGAUUUAGAAGUUUAUGUACAACUUGAACACAACUCUAACACAAUGGAAGAAAAAGUAUGUUCUGAUAUUAAAUGUUGGACGGACAGCCAAUUUUAUUUAGGUAUUUUAAAAUACCUAAUAUUUAAUAUGCUACGGUUGUUCUUUUGUGUUACGGCAUAUCUUAUGCGCAAAACAAGUUCUAUUUUUGAAAGACUAUCAGAAAAGUUUAAGGUAGUUGAAAACUUACAAAUUGUUAAACAUGAACAGUCUAAUGAAGAAAGCCCAGAGAGUAACACCAAUCUUCAAACUCCAGUUAAUCAAAAUAUAAACAAUAAUAAAGAUAUAAUUUGUCUAAAUGAUGAAGUCAAAGAUAAUGAAGAAAUUUCUAACAACAAAUUAGAGUCUGAAGAAAUAUUAGAAUCAAUUUCUGUUAAAGAAACUCCAAUCAAUCAAGACAUUGAAAAGAAGGAAAAAAAUUCAUUACUUGCAGGCAAUCUUGAUGAUACAAAUGAUAAGAUAAAGAAUAACGUUGAAACCCUGAUCAAUAAUGAUAACAGUAGUAAAGAAACAGAUAAUAAUGAAAAGAUAAAUAUAAACAAGAGUAAUGAAAAGCAAAUGACUACUGUAGAGAAAAACGAUUCAAGCGUUGGAACCCUGAUCAAUAAUGAUAACAGUAGUGAAGAAACAGAUAAUAAUGAAAAGAUAAAUAUAAACAAGAGUGAUGAAAAGCCAAUGAUUACUAUUGAGAAAAACGAUUCAAGCGUUGAAACCCUGAUCAUUAAUGAUAACAGUAGUGAAGAAACAGAUAAUAAUGAAAAGAUAAAUAUAAACAAGAAUGAUGAAAAACCAAUGAUUACUAUUGAGAAAAACGAUUCAAGUCCAGAAAGUAAAAAUUUAAGAAUAAAUGCACUUCGUAUAAUAAACAAAACUUUAAAAGAAAAUGUAGAAGCUGAUUAUCGUGUUAUUAACAAAACAUCGAAAGAAAAUGAAGAAGCUAAUAAUCGUAUUGUUAACAAAACCUUGAACAAUUAUGAAGAAGCUAAUAGCCGUUGUAUUAACAAAACCUUGAAAGAAAAUGAAGAAGCUAAAAAAAAGUUGGCGUUGGAUGCAAGACCAAGGCAAGCUGAUAAAUCACUGACUAAUGCAUCCAGAUUAAAAGGUAAAAGUCCUAUCAACUAUAAAUCAGAUAACCCAUGUUAUGAACGGUAUGAAAGUAAUAGAAAAGAACGUAAACAAUGGCCAAAGCAGCACCGUUCUGAAAGACUAAAUAGUUCUGAACAUAAUUGCAAUAAUGCUAAAGAUCCAUUUUACAGAAAUUCAAGAAAUCAAAAAGAUUAUUUUGAGAAACGUGAUAAUCGAGGUAGACGAACUACAUCUUCUACGUCUUCUAGAAAUGAAAAGAGUAUCGAAAUUUUGGAAGUUCAUGAUGACAUUUUUAAUAUGCCGGCUUCGUAUGCUCUUGCACGAUUUAUAUCUGAAGAUUUGCAAUUCUCUUCUGAUACAGCACUUGAUUUAAAAUAUAAAUAUAAGUGUAGUUAUGGUGAAUUAUUGGACCAGCAUUUAAAAGUUGGUGAUGUUGGCGUGAUUAAAAACAAUAACCAGUAUAUAUUCUUCUUAGUUACCAAAAAAAAAUACGAACUAAGUGUAUACUUCACAGAUUUGGAAAAAGCAUUAUUAAAUUUGUUAGAUCAAAUGAAAUAUUACAAAUUGACAAAAUUAGCAAUAUUUUUUUGUGAUCAACUACAGCGAUAUACUGUGCCAGAUAUAAAAAUGUUUCUUACUAAGGCAUUUUCUGGAACAAAUAUUUCAAUAAAUAUCUGCUUAUUGCCGGUGAAGGGGGAUGUAAAACAUUUGCCAAUGAUCCAGAGAACUAAUAAAAAUUUGUGGGAUAUGGAACCUCAAACUGAUAUUAUUAUGUUAAUAAACAUGGAAGAAAUGUAUAAAGAACAUUGGCACGAUGAAGUUAUUGACCAAAUUGAUGCAAAAUAUCCUUUUAAAAAACAAUUAAUAAAUGAUAUCAACAUGAAACCUAUGGCUCCUGGAGAAAUUCGCAUGUACAAAAUUAAUGGAGAGGUAUUGAUUUGUGUGUUUGUAAAAUCUUUGGACAAGGAUCGUGAUCAUUACAAGUCAUUGGAAAAAGCUUUUAAUCUUAUUAAAACCCAAUUAAGUGGUUAUCGGUACUUAGGACUGCAGCAGAGAUCGGCCAGUUCUGAGUAUGAUUUUGAUAUUAUGUCACAUCAGAUAAUACUCUUGCGUUCGGUUUUCAAUAAUCAAAAUGCUGAGAUUUGGUUAUGCGGUGAUAACGAUUCACAUAAAGCAAUGCAGUAUGAGCAAUAUCAAAAAAUUGUUAAAGAGUCUAUUGAAGCCAACAAGAUUGGAUAUACUGGGAAAAAAAAUUUUAAAUCUUUACAUUCGGACUUCAAGAGAGGUGGAGUUAAUAGUACAGGUAUUGUACAUGUAUCAUUACAACGUAAUGGUGCAAAUAACACUCCUGAUGCAACCAUUUCUCCAAUAAUUAAGACAUUCAGUGAUGAACAAGAAUUGAACAUGAGAAACAAUACAACAGCUAAGUGAUACAACAAAUUAAUUGACUGUAAAUUAUUGUUAGUUGUUUUUCCUUUAUAUUAAAAAAAACUGGUCGUUUUUAUGUAUAUUUAAUUUUACUGUUAAGAGAUUGUUAUAAAAAGCUAUUUACAUUUAAUCUUCAUGUUAUAUGAAACUAUAUUUUAAUACUUGAUCUGGUUCUCUUAAGAAAUAUCUUAAUUUUAUAUACUUCAAUUUUUAAUUUAAUAGCGAGCAGCAAUAUUUUGUUAACUUU